This is a messenger RNA of Candidozyma duobushaemuli, 1302 nucleotides long. RefSeq names its product S8 family peptidase. Lineage: Eukaryota; Fungi; Ascomycota; Pichiomycetes; Serinales; Metschnikowiaceae. Gene Ontology annotation, molecular function: serine-type endopeptidase activity. The transcript has a single exon. The coding region runs from base 1 to 1302 and encodes 433 amino acids. The record is from RefSeq and is a predicted model, not a curated record. Gene Ontology annotation, biological process: proteolysis.
AUGAAAUUCAACUUCUCUCUUUUACUUCUUGCUGGCUACUCUGCUGCCGCCGUGAUCCCCUUGUCGGGCCAGCCCGAGCCUGCUGCUGAGGCCGCCGUGGAAAAGAAGGACCUUGUCUCGCUGAUUGCACCCUUGUUCCGUGUUUCCAACCCGGCCAAGUCCCGCUACAUUGUGGUGUACAAGGACGACGCCUCGGAGGAGUCCAAGAACGAGCUCAGCGACUGGAUCUCUCAGAGAAUCUCCGCCAAAAGAGACGGCUCCAUCGACAGCUUGAACUUCUUUGGUUUCAACAGUCUCAGCGGCUACCUGGGUAUUUUUGACGACGACAUCUUGGGCUCCAUCAGAAACAGCUCCGCCGUCAAGUACGUCGAAGAGGACGCCAAGGUGUCGGCGCUGAGCCUCACCAGACAGUCCAACUCCGAAUAUGGUCUUGUCAGAAUCAGCCACCGCAAAAACGCCGCCAAUGGCAACUACCUCCAUGACGACGAGGGCGGUAAGGGUGUCACUGCCUACGUGGUGGACACCGGAGUCAAGUACGACGACAAUGAGUUUGAAGACCGUGCGUCUUUCGGUACUUCCAUCGCCUUGCCUAAUGAAAAGAAAGAUCCUUCGGGUCACGGAACCCAUGUGGCUGGUACAAUCGGUUCCAAGACCUUCGGUGUGGCCAAGAAGGUCAAAAUUGUCUCGGUGAAUGUGUUUGACUCCAACGACAACGCUUACGUUUCAGACAUGUUGAAGGGCUUCGACUGGGUCAUCAAGGACCACAACAAAAACAAGGACAAGAGUGGCUUCAAGGGCUCCACUUUGAACAUGUCCAUUGGUGCUGCCAAGUCCAGUGCUUGGACUGACGGAAUCAACGCUUUGCUCAAGGCUGGUAUCCAUGCUGUCGUUGCUGCUGGAAACGAAAACACCGAUGCCUGCAACUACAGUCCUGGUUUGUCCGAUGCUAUCACCGUAGCUGGUUCUGAUGAAGACGACAACAACUACAGCAGCUCCAACUACGGAAAAUGCGUGGAUAUCAUUGCCCCUGGUGUCAACAUCGGCUCUGUUGGAGUGAGCCUGUCUCCUUAUUACAUGACCGGUACCUCCAUGGCUUCUCCUCACGUUUGCGGAACCGUCUCCUACCUUUUGUCCUUGUACCCAGGCAAGGGUUCUGAGUACAGCUCUUCUUCAUCGCCAUCCGAUAUAAAGAAGAUGUUGAUUAGCUACGGAACCAAGGACAAGAUCUCUGGCUUUAACAGCGACACCCCCAACGUGCUUGUGUAUCAGGGUGGAAUGAACCCCACUUCUUUCUGGAAGUAG